This is a messenger RNA of Balaenoptera ricei (Rice's whale), 1365 nucleotides long. Its product is annotated as putative serine protease 47. The record is from RefSeq and is a predicted model, not a curated record. Gene Ontology annotation, biological process: proteolysis. The transcript has 6 exons. Gene Ontology annotation, molecular function: serine-type endopeptidase activity. The coding region runs from base 1 to 1365 and encodes 454 amino acids. Lineage: Eukaryota; Metazoa; Chordata; Mammalia; Artiodactyla; Balaenopteridae.
AUGCUGAGGAGUGUGGAGGCCUCAGUCACCGUCCUGCGGUUGCCGGCAGAGACUUCGAAUCAUCAGAGCAGGGGAAAUGACCCGCUCAUAAGGAGUUGUUUAAAAGGUUAUGAAGAAGGUCAGGGUGGGCUGACGGCUGGGCUGAGGCGGGGUCAGGGCAAGGUCAGGCAGGGCCAGGCUGGGGUCAGGCGGGAGUCAGCAACCCUGGCAAUGGGCACGGAGGCGUGGAUCGCCCAAGGCCGAGGCCAGCCUGUGGCCCUUCUCUGGCUGCUGCUGCUGCUGCCCGUGGCCACCCGGGAGCUGCGAGGGUCCCCGGCCACGGCCACGGCCACGGCCGCCCCCGGCUGGGCUCCAGGCGCGGGCGGAGCGGUGGAGGGCAGCGCUCCGACUCCGGAAGCGCAGCGGUUGGCCCCGGGAGCCACAGGUGGCAGGGGAGUCUGCACAGUGUGCGGGAAGCCCAAGGUGAUGGGGAAGAUCUACGGUGGCCAGGACGUGGCGGCUGGCCAGUGGCCAUGGCAGGCCAGCUUGCAGUACCAGGGCUCGCACGUCUGUGGAGCUGUCCUCAUUAACUCUCACUGGGUCGUUUCCACUGCCCACUGCUUUCUGAAAAAAUCUCACGCCCCGGAGAACUACCGGGUUCUGUUAGGAAGCACCCAGCUGCACCAGCACACCCAGCACACCCGAGAGAUGUCACUGAGCCGGAUUAUCAUGCACCCAGACUUUGAGAAGUUACAUCCCUUCGGGAGUGACAUAGCCAUGUUGCAGCUGCUCUUUCCUGUGAAUUUCACCUCCUACAUCAUCCCCGCCUGCCUCCCAGUCCCUGGCAUGCAGCUACCCAGUAACUCAUCCUGCUGGAUAACUGGCUGGGGGAUGCUCAACGAAGAAACGCCUCUGCUCGAACCCUUCCAUCUCCAGGAGGGUAAGGUGGGCUUCAUUGAGAACAAGUUUUGUAAUAUAUUUUACGGACUUAGAAAAGGCAAGAACUUCUCCGUGCAUGAGGACAUGCUGUGUGCUGGGGCCUUCUCGACAGGAAAGGCCAUCUGCCAAGGCGAUUCCGGGGGGCCCCUCGUCUGUGACUUCGCCAGUGCCUGGGUUCUGAUGGGGCUGUCCAGCUGGGGCUUUGACUGCCGUCAUCCCAUUUACCCCAGCAUCUUCACCAACGUCACCUACUUCACCGACUGGAUCGUCGAGAUCCAGAGACUCACACCUCUCCCUGAGCCCACGUCCGCUCGUCCUCAGACCCUGUUUCCAUACCAGACUCUGCAGGCUGCGGGCUCGCCUGGGCCUGGCACAGCCUUUGUGCCUCCACAGAGCUGGCCCCUGCUGUUGUUCAUGCUUGGGGCCGUAUGGAAAGCCCUGCAGUGA